This is a messenger RNA of Physeter macrocephalus (sperm whale), 957 nucleotides long. RefSeq names its product myelin protein zero like 2 (gene MPZL2). The record is from RefSeq and is a predicted model, not a curated record. Gene Ontology annotation, cellular component: plasma membrane. The transcript has 6 exons. NCBI's taxonomy places the organism in Eukaryota, Metazoa, Chordata, Mammalia, Artiodactyla, Physeteridae. Bases 163 to 810 code for a protein of 215 amino acids. Gene Ontology annotation, biological process: cell-cell adhesion.
GGAAUGACUCACAGGCACGGGUGCUCAGGUUCCCAUAGGUGAGGGACUGACUCCCCUCUCCGGAAAAACGCAGUGUGCUUUCCUCCUGGAGUGGCCUUGGCAGGGUGCUGGAACGCUCGGUCUGCCCGGUCUGGUCUCUGGGGCCAGGGCUGGGUUUCCCUCAUGUAUGGCAAGAGCCCUAUGCGUGCUGUGCUUUUUCUCCUCGGCAUACAGCUCACAGCUCUUUGGCCAAUAGCAGCUGUGGAAAUUUACACUCCCCGUGUGCUGGAGGCUGUCAAUGGGACCGAUGUUCGGUUAAAAUGCACUUUCUCCAGCUUUGCCCCUGUGGGUGAUGCUCUAACAGUGACCUGGAAUUUCCGUCCUCGAGAUGGGGGGCCUGAGCAGUUUGUUUUCUACUACCAUGUGGAUCCCUUCAGACCCAUGAGUGGGCGUUUCAAGGACCGGGUGGUCUGGGAUGGGAACCCUGAGCGGUAUGAUGUCUCCAUCCUCCUCUGGAAGCUACAGUUUGAUGACAAUGGGACAUACACCUGCCAGGUGAAGAACCCACCUGAUGUUGAUGGGCUGAUAGGGGAGAUCCAGCUCAGCGUUGUGCACACUGUACGCUUCUCUGAGAUCCACUUCCUGGCUCUGGCCAUUGGCUCCGCCUGUGCACUGAUGGUCAUAAUAGUAAUUGUGGUGGUCCUCUUCCAGCAUUUCCGGAAAAAGCGACGGGCUGAAAGAGCUCAUAAAGUGGUGGAGAUAAAAUCAAAAGAAGAAGAAAAGCUCAACCAAGAAAAAAAGGUUUCUGUUUAUUUAGAAGACACAGACUAACAUUAUUAGAUGGAAGCUGAAGAUUUCCAAGAACAAGAACCCUGAGAUAAGUUGGAGUUAAUGGAAGCUUUUCUUUGGGUUUUCCAGUUGUGACCUGUCUUCCAACCAGCUCUGCAGUAUAUAACCACCUAGACAAGCAACGUUCCU